Ylistrum balloti is the source of this 4077-nucleotide messenger RNA. Its product is annotated as myotrophin-like. The record is from RefSeq and is a predicted model, not a curated record. Gene Ontology annotation, biological process: piRNA processing. The coding region runs from base 11 to 382 and encodes 123 amino acids. Lineage: Eukaryota; Metazoa; Mollusca; Bivalvia; Pectinida; Pectinidae. The transcript has 4 exons. Gene Ontology annotation, molecular function: protein binding. Gene Ontology annotation, cellular component: pi-body.
AGUAACAAAAAUGGAGAAGAACACGGAUCCAACUGAAGAUUUCAAAUGGGUCAUACAAAAUGGUGACGUCACAGUGGUGAAGGAACACUUUAAGAAUGGUGUCAAUGUAAAUGAAUUUGUGCAGAACAGCUUACAUAUUGCUGCAGAUUUUGGACACCAUGAAAUGCUAAAGCUUUUGAUAGAAAAAGGUGCCGAUGUAAACGCAGAAGAUAAACAUGGAAUGACUCCUUUAUUGGCAGCAAUAUAUGAGAACCAUGUGGAGUGUGUAAAAGUGCUUGUAGAAAAUGGUGCAUCUCGAAAUGGCAAAACACUACAAGGACAGUCAUACAGUGAAAUUGCAUCAGCUGAGGUGAAGAAACUGUUGGCAGAGGAAAGUGCUUAAUAAAUUUUUAUUGAAAUGUGGAAAAAUGGUGUUGAAGGAUAAGUAGUGCUGUACAUUUCAGUAGAGUCUGGAUGGAAUUUUUUGUUACGAUAUUCAGUAGAAACGAAUCACUUUGUCAGCGCGCUAAAGGAUUGUGAUCUUCGCAAAGCUUCAGUUGACAUACAAUCAUUUUAUACAAGUAUUUUUUCCCAUUUUUGUUAAUAUUAUGUAACAUACACACAAUAAUAAUCUUUGUUAUAUACAUGUAAUUUUACUCUACUUCUGUAAUUUGUGAAGCCAUCCUAUUUAGAUAUUGUCAUUCAUGGGACCUAUUUACCAGGCAUGUAACACGAUAAUUUUCAAUAGGAAAAGUUUACACCGUGCUCUUUUCAUGAUAUAUUCAGUUGUUUCUGUAUGUAUUUUGGAAGAGUUGACUAAAAUUUUCACAUAUAUAAUCAGACAGGCUCCAGUGACCAGCACUCCUUUGAAUAACAUUAACAGUAGGGAAAGUAUGUGAGAGAACUUUCGUAGAUCUAUAAAUCACUGCUUUUAGAUAUCAUUCAUAAUUACAAAAAAUUUCAGGUAUAGAUGUAGGAUAACAGUAGUUUUUGAAGUAAUAUUGCUUAUAUAUCAGAACAUGUCUAUAGUUUUUUCUCCUGCUCAAUAAGACAGAGAUGGAUUAGAUACCUAUAUAUGUACAUGCUCAAUCCCUCCAUCAAUUAUGCAUAUUUUGGUAGCCAAGCUUUAGUUGGAUUAAGCAUGCUUCAUAAAAGCACUUAGGAUUAAUGUUGCUGAUGCAGGACUGCAUCUUUCAGCGACAUUAACCAUGUAAUAAACUUUUAUUAUUGUCCUGACUCUGUAUGGGUAACUAUUUUUGCUACAUGGAUUAAGCUUGCAUUGAUGAUGAAGCAAGGGUUGUUGUCACAGAAUGGAUGCUGAAUCAAACUUCUGUAACAUUUGCUGGACACAACACUGCCAUUCGUAGUUGUUAAAUAUGUGAAUGUUGCAAUUUGAUUGAAGCGUAUCUUAUGCAGACUUGUUAAUUAAUAACGAACCUUCUUUAAAUACUGAUGAGAGAUAAAUAUUUAAUUCAAAUCUAUUUUUUUCUGAUUUAGCUAAUUGAGUUAAUUGUGAAAUUUUCAGUUUAGUUGGUUUAUCAUAAUAAUCACCGAUAUUGGAUGGAGAAAACAAUGAUGAAAUCAUUGCCGAGAUUCAGAAAUGUCAUCAUUUCUUAAACAAUUCUAUUUAACAGUAGAAUGAAGUAUUCUUUGAGCAUGUACAGCCACCAGUGACAUAAGUGUUAUUGAAAUUACAGUUUCAAGUAUUUCAUGAUGAUCAUUUUUGAGAUCUUCAGGUUAAAGAAAAGUCUCCUAAUGGGAAAAUUUCAUCCAUUCAACUGAGUUUAAAAUAUAUUACCAGGUACCUCAUUUUAUUAUACUUCUAAUACUAUUUUAUAUGCAAAAAAUCCUACUCCUAAGAUAGAAAGUAAUAAAGGUAGAAAAUUUAGAAAGCAUUUCAGAAUAUGUGUUAAGAAAACUAGAAAUUUAAUCAUAAUUUUCACAUACAUGUUCAGUCUGUACUUUAUGACAUUUGCAAAACUAAAUUGACUUUUUAAGUUGCUAUUAAAUACAUUUUCCUUUUUUCUCCUCAUUUUCUUAAACAAGAUUAGUUUGCUGUAUGUAUUUAGAGAGAAACAAAUUAAUUCAAAUGCAGUAAACUUUUGGAUAUUUAUAGACAAACAUUCUAUUGUUUUACCCAAGUCCCGUUUGAAAUUGUAUUCUUGUGUACAUAUGUAAAAUAAGGGUAUAAGAUAAGGGACCAAGUGUACUGAUGAGUUAAGAGCUAUUGUGAAAUAAGAAAUAUACCAGCAGGAAAAAUGGUUAUUUACCAGGAAUAUUAAAAUUCUAAUAGAAACUUAUAUGGAUAACUACAAAACAAUCAACAAAAACAAAACAGCUUGAUGAUAAAAAUAAUAAAAAGCAGGGAUUGAGCCAUUAGUGUUUUAAUGUACGCGUUACUAGAUAUAAGAUGACUUGUAUUUGGACUGGUGUAUAUUAUUCUGAAUCCAUGUAUUUAUAUUGUAUACAAACUUUGGUGCUAUGAUGUAUGUACAGUGGAACUUUGUUAAUUCAGACAUUUAUAAUUACAUAACAUUAAAGUUCUCUGUUCUGUUCCAACAGUUGAAGAAAUGAGAAUGAAUCGUUUAAAUGUUACAAAUUUCGCAGGUGUACAACUUCAGUCAGGACACACAACUGUUAAAAGACCUACGAUCAGGUAGCACACGAGUAAUCAAAGUAUGUUCAGAUUUAAUUGAUAAAAUAUUAAGCAGAAAUCUACCUAUGUACAUCCUGAAUCAAGUAUUGCGCCUGUAAAAAUGGCAUUAGAACUGAAAUUGGCAAUCCUGUUGGUAGCACUAUUGUAAUUUUAUGAAAUUUAACAACUAAAUAUGUUAGAGUGACAUGAAUGCCUCCACCGUUUGGAUUUUUUAAGUAUUAUUGGCUUUGCUAAGAGAUUCUUUGAAAUUCCAAGUGAGUUUGGCAAGGCAAACUUUGGUAAUACCAUUGUUGUGGAAAUUUUGAUUAACUGGUAAAGAUACUUAAUGUUAAAUACCGGUAAUUGUAAUUCUGGAGAAAAAAUUGAUUGACCGUAUUCAAUUCAAAAUGCGACCUCCCUAUUAGUAUCAUACCUCUAUAAAAUUAAUAUCUGUAUUGUUAAAGAGUUAAUGAGCAAAAACAAAUGCUGGUGGAAUGAUGAACAAUGGUAACACUAUGGGCCCCAGACCAUGAUAGGGCGGAAGCAUAAAAAAGAUCUUUGGUUUGGUUGUCACAGGAUCAAAGUGUCAAGACUUAACACAGUACCCCUGUAUGGCCUUAAAUUCUACAUUUGUAUUUAGCCUGAAAUUUACAAAAAGAUUACUGGGACUAUCGUAACUCACUACGUACUUAUAUAUACACAAUGCAUCUAUAUUUAUAAUUCAAUUCUGUUUGAUUAAGAAUGUGUAUUUAAUUGUCUUUGAUGUGGUGCAUCACUUCUUUUGUGAUCCUGGGAGUUUGCUGGCAGCUUCCGUAAGACAACAGAAAAUUACUCUGUGCAGAUUUGUAAAACAUGGUGAAUUGUUCCCUCAAACUGAUUCUUUUUUUAGAGAAAUUUAACUUCAGAUUUGGUGUUGAUUUAGUUUGCUUGUAAAAUAUUUAUCAAAAUGAAAAGAUUUGCUCAGUAUUAGCUAGGUAGAAUUUUUGCCACACUACAGCAUGCAUUAGAGGGUAACAUAGCUGGAUAUUCUAUACUGUAAAAGUGCAAUUUUUUUUUUUUUUCUUUUUACAUUCUUAUUUCUAUCUGUUGUUAAGUCAACAUUUCCAAACAGUAACAUUGUUUUUAAAUGUUAUCUUUGAUUUUCCUUGAAAGGAAAUGUAAGAAUGUUUAUGAAAAGUAUGAAACUUGACAUGUAGGUGUCAGUUUUCUUUCCCUUAAAAGAAUGAUCCAUUUUAGGAAUGCCAGUCCUAAGAUGUGAAAAUUAAUAUUUCUAGUUAAAACAACAGAAUUUGAAUGGUUAGUUUAUGGUUUGAGAUUUGUGCUUCUCACCAUGCUUUUCAGUUAUAUGUAGACUAUUUCCCAGAGUUUAUUACCUGGAUAAAAGUCGCGGAAUAUAUGGAACACGUGUACAAUGCUUGAUACAUUGUAAAUGCAAACAUUUAUAAUAAAUGUUAUUUAUAAGA